This is a messenger RNA of Paecilomyces variotii, 701 nucleotides long. RefSeq lists its product as hypothetical. The transcript has a single exon. Bases 127 to 609 code for a protein of 160 amino acids. Lineage: Eukaryota; Fungi; Ascomycota; Eurotiomycetes; Eurotiales; Thermoascaceae. The record is from RefSeq and is a predicted model, not a curated record.
GUGUGGCAUAGCGACUCGCUUCAAUACGUCAGCGUACAUCUGCAUAAGUUGCCACACGGAUCUGAUAAGCAUCACAACUAUCUUCCACAUCGAAAAAAUAAGAAUAAGCCGCCGUUGACAUUGCGUAUGCCACUAGAAAUUGAAGAUAGAGCACGUGAUUGUUGUUUAAGAUAUCAUCAUAGCUUUUCCAUCCUCGAUUGUGGCGUUUUUAUAGCCGAACCCAUCACCGUCAAUUGCGAAGCACAAGACACAAAACUCAUUGUUAUAACGAGAUAUCACCUGCUCAAUAUAUACUCCAAAGCACCUUUUCUAUACAAGAUGACGUCCACUGGUCACAAAAGCCCAUUCUCUGAGGAAGCGCCGGUAGAAACGAUCCUGCUCCCCGCCGGAAGAGCUGACACCGCGGACAACGGCCCCUCACCCACGGAGCCUACUGGCACUGCACCCUAUCCAUCAUCUCGAGGGACGGAAGACAGCCCUUGGAAACCAUCCUUCAGCCGACAGCAAAGCUGGAACGAGCAAGAUAUGAAGCAUCGCUUCCAGGAAAGGCUGCUCGGAUCUGAGAGGGGCAGGGAAUCCGGCUUCACGGAAGCCCAACGCAGUGGAUAGCAAGCGACGAGAGGAAAUACGACUCAGCCAGAAACUAUGAAAUCGUCGUUGGAUUUGCCCUGCUGCUGCGAUCCAGGAUAUUGCGCAGGACU